Prorocentrum cordatum is the source of this 993-nucleotide messenger RNA. Lineage: Eukaryota; Dinophyceae; Prorocentrales; Prorocentraceae. The record is from the annotation of a GenBank genome assembly.
AUGAAGGACUUCGAGGUCGUGAGGGCUCUGGGUAAGGGCUUCAUGGGUUCGGUGCUCAUGGUCAGGCUCUCCAGUGCCAGAGGUACGGCUCCCUGCGCGCUGAAGAUAAUCGACAAAGAUCGUAUCAUCAGGGAGCACAUGGUUGAACGUGUGCUGCAAGAGAAGGAGCUCCUUUCGCGAGCCAGCCAUCCGUUCGUCGUCAGGCUGUUCGGCACGUUCCAGGACGACGCGCACUUCUUCGUACUGAUGGAAUGUGUUGGCGGAGGUGACCUGUUUUCCGCCAUGCGAAGCGUGAGGUUCAACGACGUGUGUGCGCACUUCUUCGCUGCUGAGAUCACGCUUGCAAUUGGACAUCUGCACAGUUUGGACAUCGCAUAUCGUGACCUCAAGCCCGAGAACGUUGCUAUCGACUCGCUGGGCCACGCCAAGAUCAUCGACUUUGGAUUGGCCAAAGUCGUCGAGGCAAGAACGUACACAAUGUGCGGAACAUCUGAGUACAUGGCGCCCGAAGUCUUGACCCACGUCGGUCAUGGCAGUUGUGUGGACUGGUGGGCGCUUGGCAUCCUCAUCUUCGAAAUGCUCUCGUUCCGGUUCCCGUUCACAGGACGCACCGCCGCAGAGAUUCACAAGAGCGUGGUUUUUAGCGAUCCGAGGUGCCCUCCCUACUUCGGGAGCGCGACCAAGGGCAUCGUCUACCUGCUCCUGAUCAAAGACCAGACGCUGCGCCUCGGCAGCGGCGCCGACGGCGGAGGACGCGUCCAGAGGCACCCGUGGUUCUCCCCCGUGGACUGGGACGACCUCCUCCGGCGGAGGUGCACCUCCCGCUUCAUGCCGAACGCGAGCGGCGACGCUGGGCCGCCCGCGCGCGGCGGCUCCGCGCCGGGGGCGGGAGGCUGCGGCGCGCCGCCGCGAGCGGCCUCCUCCAGCCAGGCGGCUCCCACGCCAGGGGGGGUCCUCUCGGAGGGGCAGCACCAGCUGGUCGGUGGCCUCUGA